Molecule: messenger RNA, 870 nt
Organism: Ilyonectria robusta
Lineage: Eukaryota; Fungi; Ascomycota; Sordariomycetes; Hypocreales; Nectriaceae
Exons: 3
Coding region: 1-870 (289 amino acids)
Source: RefSeq, a predicted model, not a curated record
AUGGCGGAAUUCAAAAUCGCAACCGAGAAAUUUGCAACUCUUCAGGGCAGUGUAGUUGUCGUCACAGGUGCAUCCUCCGGGAUCGGUCUUGCAACGACAACUUUACUCCUAGACGUAGGAGCUUUUGUGGUUGCAGGUGAUAUGAGCCCGGUUCCCGUUGAGCACGAAAACCUUUCCUUCCAGAAAACAGAUAUAAUCUCGUGGCAAGAUCUACAGGCUUUGUUUGGCCUGGCACAAGAACGCCAUGGCAAAGUAGAUCACGUCUUUGCGAAUGCAGGAAUUCCAGGUCGAACCAUUUUCAUCGAAGACAGGGUGGAUGAGAACGGGCUGCUCCUCGAACCUGAUCUGAAAGUGAUCGAUGUCAACCUCAAAGGAACAAUCUUUACAGCAACCUUGGGGUUACAUUACAUUAAGAAGCAGGGGAAAGGUAGUAUCGUCAUUACUGCUUCAGCUUCGAGCUUUCAGCGGUUUGGUUUUACGGAUUACACCGUAUCGAAGCACGGAGUCCUGGGAUACAUGCGUGGAUUGGUUCCAAGCCUGAACAUACUCCAUCCAUCAAUCCGAAUCAACGCAAUUUCACCAAAUUGGACUGCAACUGGAAUCGUCGCCAAGGAUAUCGUUGAAGGAAUCGGUGCGAAAGUGCAAGGGCCCGAGGUUCCUGCUCGAUCUGCGGUCUUGCUGAUGGCUGAUGACACAAGACAAGGGCAACUCAUUUACUCAGUCCACGGGAGAUAUGUUGAGAUUGAAGAAGCGGUUUUGCUGAAGUCGGUUCGGGAAAACAUUGUCCUGAAAUAUCAACCUGAAGAAGAUACCGCUUUCGACAAAAUGGCAAAGCUGUGUUUCAAGGACGUCCAGAAGCCGUCGGACUGA